Cryphonectria parasitica EP155 is the source of this 1309-nucleotide messenger RNA. RefSeq lists its product as uncharacterized. Bases 325 to 783 code for a protein of 152 amino acids. The record is from RefSeq and is a predicted model, not a curated record. Lineage: Eukaryota; Fungi; Ascomycota; Sordariomycetes; Diaporthales; Cryphonectriaceae. The transcript is spliced from 4 exons.
GAAAAAAACACUCGACGAUAGCGUCAUACCUGAUUACAGAUCACUAUCUUGCACCGCCCAUUUCAGACAUCUUACCGACUAGGAACUUGUCUACUUCCCAUCAUCCAGUAUCGCCCUGCCCUGCACACACGACAGACAUCUGUGGUUAACGUUUGCGACCUGAGUAACCUGGACUUGACAACCAGUCCUCCACAUCCGCAUUCACCAACACCAGACCUAGCCAGCCUUAGGGGUCUGUCUCCUUGACAAGUUCGCGAUAUCCUUUUCAGGAGUCACCCACGUUUUUGCAAACUUGUCGCCCUCUCCUUUCAUCUUACACACACCAUGGCUUUGCCAAAGAGGAUCCUCAAGGAAACAGAGCGCCUGAUGGCGGAGCCUGUGCCCGGCAUCAGCGCCGUUCCUCACCCCGAAAACCUCCGCUACUUCGACGUCACUAUCGAUGGCCCCGAUUCCUCACCAUACGAAGGCGGAAACUUCAAGCUCGAGCUCUUCCUCCCAGACGACUACCCCAUGGUCCCUCCCAAGAUCCGCUUCCUGACCAAGAUCUUCCACCCAAAUGUCGACAAGCUGGGCCGCAUCUGCCUUGACGUUCUGAAAAACAACUGGUCUCCCGCUCUUCAAAUUCGCACCAUCCUCCUCUCCAUACAGGCCCUGCUCGGCGCCCCCAACCCCGACGACCCUCUCGCCGCCGAGGUUGCCAAGGCCUGGAAAGAGGACGAGAAGGCCGCCAUCGAGACCGCCCGUGAGUGGACCCAGAAGUACGCCAAGCCUGACGCGCAGUAGGACGGCCUGUCUCGUGUCCCUAAGCCUCCUCCUAGGGGCAACGUUACCGUCUCGGAGCCGUGGGAGGCCGGUUCACGAGAAGCCCCGACUGGUGAUAUGGGGGAUACUAUGGAGGGCCCUGUGCAUUCACAGGAUGGAGUUGAGGAUGGGCUGGGUGGCAGCGGAAGCGGGAGCGGCGGUUGGGAUAAUAUCGUCGCAUCUGUUUCCUCCCCAGGAGAAGGUGAAGUCGGACACUUGGUGGAGGAGGGCCAAAUUUUGGGAUACAGCUGGCAGCUUGGUGUGGGCCAGGAGAUUGGGACGGAUGAUGAAGAUCUUGGCAGCGACUCGGACGAGAGCGCUCUUGCGGCGUUAGAUCGGACGCUUGAUCAGAUCCUGGAGGAACACAUGGGUCAUGGCGGGGAGGAGCAAGAGAUCAGCGAGGCUGACAGGGAGAAGUUGAGACGGGCCAUCUCGUGGAACAAACCCCGCAACUAAGCAUCAUGAAGCAGGAACAAGGAAAUGGAAUGAAGAAAUCACCGGCUUUCCA